AUGGUAGUCCCAAUGAGCCACCCAGAAACUCUUGGAGAGCCAACUCUUCUACGCUGCCUAGGAGACUCCCCCGUCCAAGCCCUACACCAUGGAUGGGUAUCAGCCGAGCGCAGGCGUAGCUCCCUGGUAGUGAGUCUGCCAGGACUUGAGGUGUUCCCUGGAGACCUCCUGGUGUCAGACAGUGCCGUGGACUACCUGCCCUACUCACCCUUCCUGCUGAGUGCAGAGUCCAAAAAGUCAAGGUGGCCAUUUGUCAAAAGAGGAGUUGGUAAAGAAAAACAGAAGCAAGCAUCUGAUCUGGAAAAUUGUCUUUCAACUGUUAAGAUCAUAGACUGCUGCACAUAUGAAUUUUUCUGCUUUAAGAGUAAAUCUUGGCAUGAAUUUAUAAAUGAACAACAGACUGAGCAAAAAGAUGUCGACAGCCGGUUAGAAGUGAAAAAAGAAGCAGCAGUGUGGGAACUUUUCACAAGUGAAUGCACUUACUUUCUGGAUCAUUUGUUGGUUCUCAAGAUGAUAUUUAUGAACACUCUAAAAUACCUCCAGAGUAAUGAAUUUCUCUUGGAUGUGGAUUUGUGGAGACUUUUUGCAAACUUAGAGGAGUUAAACAAGAUAAGUCUCAGUUUUCUGAAAACUUUUUUUCAAACUGUGAAGGAGUAUAUCAGCAAGUCAGAGUCUCCCUUGGAUUUCAGUUCCAUACUCAGAACGUUUUUCCAGGGUGACCUCUGCCAGACACACCAGAUUUAUUGCCUUAAUUAUACUUCUGCUGUCUUCUACUUGGAAAAACUGAAACUGAGAGAAGAUUUUGGCAUCUACCUGAAAUGGUGUGAACAAAAUGAACAGUGCAAGAGGUUGCAUUUGCCAGAGCUGCUGGUCGCUCCUCUGCAUCGACUGACGCGCUAUCCUCUCCUCCUUAACAACAUCUGGAAGAGGAGCACUGAUGAAACAGAGAAAGGCCUUAUCCAGUCACUUAAGGAGAAAGUGGAAAAGUCCAUAAGGGACCUGGAAGGUAAAGUCAAGUGGUUGGACAACUUUCAGAAGUUCAGGCAGCUGCAAGAGGUCAUAAUUUGGCCUCAGGUCUGGGAUCGUGACAAAAGGUUCUUUGUCCCAGAGGGUUUGAAGCAAAGUUUAAGAGAAAACAGCAGUGAAAACAUUUUGUCUUCGGCGAACAGGCGUCUCCUUCAUGAAGGGAGGCUGAUGUUAGCAGAAAGCACAAGACUCCUUGAUGUCUACCUCUUCCUAUUCGAUGAUUUCCUACUAAUUACCAAAAUUAAACGUAACAAAAAGAAAUAUGGGGGCUCAGACGCCAGCUUAAUCUCUGUCUGUCCUUCCCUCACUCCUGAGCUGCAGUCCUUCGUAAGAGAGGGUGGAUUUUGCACAGUCCUGGACCAGCCCAUCCCACUAGACAGACUGAUACUGAAAAACAUUGAACCCGUCCAAGUUACAGUCUUCAGUCUGCGAAACGCUUUCCUAAUACAGCAUGAAAACAGGUAUCGGCAGUGUAUAGCAGUCUUCUUGCUACAAGCUCCAACAGAGACUGCCAAGAAAGCAUGGAAGUCACAGAUAGAAAUGGCAAUUGCUAAUUACACCACAAGACAUGAAACCAAGAAAAGCACUGAGUUCUGCUUCCCAGUUGAAUCCUCUGAAAUUUAAUAAUGCCAGCACUGCACUGACACAGCCAGUGGAAGAUUGCUGUGGUGAUAACACAGGUAUCUCUUCCAGAAUGCCUUAAGUUUCUGAAACUAACAGAUUUCUGACUUGACAAAAGUGAGCAGUUCGGACCAUGCCAUGUAGGAAUAAAUUGGAGGAGGAGAAUGAGCCAUGAAACAAAUGUAUGGCUCCUAGAAGCUAUUUUGCUUUAUUUAGGGAAGACUGUGUCCAUCCAGGGAAGCUUUAAUACAGCUUGUGAUUUCCUAGAAAGCGUGACAGGAAAAAAACCCUAUGUUGGUGAGGAGAAUUCAUUCACCAGAGAAGUCUAGAAGGCUUAUUGCAUCAU
Molecule: messenger RNA, 1993 nt
Organism: Chiroxiphia lanceolata (lance-tailed manakin)
Lineage: Eukaryota; Metazoa; Chordata; Aves; Passeriformes; Pipridae
Gene: PLEKHG7
Product: pleckstrin homology and RhoGEF domain containing G7
Exons: 15
Coding region: 1-1650 (549 amino acids)
Biological process (GO): Rho protein signal transduction
Molecular function (GO): guanyl-nucleotide exchange factor activity
Source: RefSeq, a predicted model, not a curated record